This is a messenger RNA of Beauveria bassiana ARSEF 2860, 1233 nucleotides long. RefSeq names its product proteasome component C1. NCBI's taxonomy places the organism in Eukaryota, Fungi, Ascomycota, Sordariomycetes, Hypocreales, Cordycipitaceae. Gene Ontology annotation, biological process: ubiquitin-dependent protein catabolic process. The record is from RefSeq and is a predicted model, not a curated record. Bases 1 to 1233 code for a protein of 410 amino acids. The transcript is spliced from 3 exons. Gene Ontology annotation, cellular component: proteasome core complex; nucleus; proteasome core complex, alpha-subunit complex.
AUGUUUCGCAAGCAAACUGAUCCUACACCUACAUCUCGUGGAAAGUUUCAUGCUCAAAUUGAUACAAACCUUGUAUCAAUUGAAAUAAAUCGGUUGAGCCUCUCUUAUCCUGCAAGAUUGAUCUACCGAUCGAAUUCCUGCUCAAGCAGUUUGUCUGCCACCGUUAUUACAGAGGACCGCUACGGCGCUACCACCAAGUGCCCCCACGUCGCCUCAGGCAGAAGCUCCCUCGUCAGCUUUCCUCGUCAACCUACAGCCAAGCUCCCCAACCGCAUCAACUAUUCAAUCCCACGCAUCAACACCGCACCCGCUCAUCCAGCCCACGCUUCCUCAAUCAACGGCAAAAUGACUUCGAUAGGGACGGGGUACGAUUUGCUCAACUCCAUCUUCUCGCCCGACGGCCGCAACUUUCAGGUUGAAUAUGCUGUCAAGGCAGUGGAGAAUGGCGGCACAUCCAUCGGCAUCCGCUGCGACGAGGGUGUCGUCUUGGCCGUUGAAAAGGUGGUUGCGUCGAAGCUGGCCAAGGCCGGCGCCAACAAGCGCAUCGGUACCGUUGAUAAUCACAUUGGAAUCGUCUACUCUGGCAUGACCCCGGAUGGACGCCACUUCAUCGACCGAGCCCGCGACGAGUCACACUCGUGGCGCCAAAACUUCAAGGCGCCUAUCCCCACAGCCGACCUGGCCUCGCGCAUGGGCAGCUACCUGCAAGCAUACACCAUGUAUGGCUCGGUGCGGCCCUUUGGCAUCACGGGUAUCAUUGGCGGCGUCGACACGUCCGAAGACACGCCUGUCGCGGGCGAGGUUGGGUCGGGUCCCGCGUGCGGCGCUGGCGGCAAAGUCGCGGGCAAGAAGCACGGCGGCCCGUUUCUAUACAUGGUCGAGCCCAGCGGCCAGUACUGGGGCUACUACGGCGCCGCGACGGGCAAGGGCCGCCAGACCGCCAAGGGGGAGCUCGAGAAGCUGGACCUGCAAAGCGGCGGCAGCAUGACUCUGUUGCAGGCCGUCAAGGAGGCCGCGCGGAUCAUCUACGUCGCGCAAAAGGACAACAAGGACAAGGACUUUGAGCUCGAGAUGACGUGGAUCAGCACCGCCGACGGGCCUACCAAGGGCCGCCACGUCGAGGUGCCCAAGGAGCUCCGCGAGGAGGCCGAGAGGUUAGCAAAGGCCGAGGACGAGUCGGAUGACGAGGAAGAGGAAAGUGAUAAGAAGGAUGACGACAAGAUGGAAGAAUAA